Penicillium angulare is the source of this 1002-nucleotide messenger RNA. RefSeq names its product transcriptional regulator family: Centromere protein B DNA-binding region. The coding region runs from base 1 to 1002 and encodes 333 amino acids. The record is from RefSeq and is a predicted model, not a curated record. Gene Ontology annotation, molecular function: DNA binding. The transcript has 2 exons. NCBI's taxonomy places the organism in Eukaryota, Fungi, Ascomycota, Eurotiomycetes, Eurotiales, Aspergillaceae. Gene Ontology annotation, cellular component: nucleus.
AUGCCCGACUCUACUGAAACUGAGGUAUCUCGUGUAAAUGAGGUCGUGCAAUUCGCUCGAAGCAAAAAAACGCCAAAUUUACGCGCGACCUCGCGUAAAUUUGGCGUUAAUUACAAUUUGUUAUGGCGUCGUGUUAAACGGAAUAUAAGGCCAAAAACAGAGGUUAAACCAUCGAAUUACACCCUAAAUGUCUAUCAGGAGAAGGCUUUAGGCUAUUGGAUAAAGACUUUGGAUGCUUCCUUCCUCCCUCCGACGCCUGCUAUUAUAGAACAUUGGGCCAAUGCUACACUCGCGCGGUCAAAGACACCCGAUCGGACGGUCGGAAAAGAUUGGGCUCUCGAGGGUGUGAAUCCACGCAAUAUUUACAACUUUGAUGAAACUGGCUUUCAAAUUGGACAAGGACGGACCCGACGUGUGUUUUCUAGCCAAUCUGGCAAAGCUUCAGACCUCCCGGGCGUAGAAUAUGGUGAAAGGGUAACGGUCGCAGAAUGUAUUGCUGCCGAUGGUUGGCGAAUGCAGCCCUUAGUUAUCUUCAAAGGACAGCAUCAUAUGGAGUCGUGGUAUAACCAUCCAAUACCUGAUGAAUGGAUAACUGCGACCGCAGAAAAAGGCUAUAUUAUUGAUAAGCUUGCUGUGCGUUGGAUGGAAGAAUUUGACCGUGAAACACGCGAUCGUGUUAAAAAUGGAGAGCAGCGUAUUCUCUUGGUCGACGGCUGUGGCUCACAUCUAACAUUUGAAUUUCUUGAUACUGCGACCAAAGCAGGUAUUAAGAUAUUUGGAUUUCCGCCGAAUCGAACAAAUUAUCUUCAACCUUUGGAUGGUAAGCCUUUCCAAGCUUAUAAGGCUUAUUUUAAGACACAAAAUAACCUUAUUUCUCAAUGGGGUGGAGGUCUUCUCGCAUCAAAAUCAUCCUUCCUAAACGACCUUUACCAAUUCCGAGACAGCCCUUACACCCCGAAUGUGUCGAAAUGCCUUUUCAGAGCGAGGAAUUUAUCCAGUUGA